Molecule: messenger RNA, 1630 nt
Organism: Cyprinodon variegatus (sheepshead minnow)
Lineage: Eukaryota; Metazoa; Chordata; Actinopteri; Cyprinodontiformes; Cyprinodontidae
Product: von Willebrand factor A domain-containing protein 5A-like
Exons: 12
Coding region: 17-1603 (528 amino acids)
Source: RefSeq, a predicted model, not a curated record
UUGUCCUGUAGGCACAAUGGAGAACCGCUGUGGUCUGCUAACCAACACAAAGGAACCAGUUCCUUUGAAGAGCAUUGAAGUGCAGCUGGAGGUGAAAGACCAUGUGGCUACAGUGGUUUCUACUCUGAACUAUGAGAACAAGGAGGAUAAACCAAUAGAGGCUGUGUUUGUCUUCCCUCUGCCUGGAGAUGCUGCUGUGUGUCAUUUCAGUGCUCAGGUUGGAAAGACACAAAUUGUAGCUGAGGUUAAGGAGAAACAGGAGGCUAAGGAGGAGUAUGAUGAUGCUCUGAGCUCUGGGCAGCAGGCCUUCCUGUUGGAGGAGAGUGAGGAGAGUCCAGAUGUCUAUGAAAUGUUUAUUUCUGUUAUUUGUGUUCUUGAACUGCAGGUCAAGUUGGCUGCAGGACACAAGUUUGACAGAGACAUUGAACUGCUGAUUUAUUACAAAGAUGCCCACCAGCCCACUGCUGUGGUGGAGGCAGGACAGGCUUCUGCCAAACCUGGUUCUCUGAUGGGGGAUCCAGUGGUGAUGGUGAGCUUGUACCCCGAGUUCCCCCAAUCUGUGAUGUCCUCACUCACCUCAUGUGGAGAGUUUGUGUUCUUGGUUGAUCGAUCUGGAAGCAUGGGUUGUCCCAUGAAUCAAAAAACACCGCAGGAAACUCGCAUUAGCAGCGCCAGGGACACUUUGCUGCUUCUUCUGAAAAGCCUACCCAUGGGGUGCUACUUCAAUAUUUACAGUUUUGGAUCCACCUUUGAACACAUCUUUCCUAAGAGCGUGGAAUACAAUGAGAUGACUAUGGAGGAGGCUCUGAAGAAGGUUGAAAAGAUGGAGGACGAUCUUGGAGGAACAGAGAUUCUUCAACCUCUCCAACACAUUUAUAGCCAGCCCUGCAUUCCUUCACACCCUCGACAGCUGUUUGUCUUCACUGAUGGAGAAGUGGGAAACACCAAAGAAGUUAUCGACCUUGUUAAGAAGAAUUCAGGCUCCCACAGAUGUUUCUCCUUUGGGAUCGGAGAAGGAGCCAGCUCUGCUCUCAUCAACGGGAUGGCCAAAGAGGGAGGAGGUCACGCUCAGUUCAUCACUGGGACUGACAGGAUGCAGCCAAAGGUGAUGCAGUCACUCAGGUUUGCUCUGCAGCCUGCGGUGGAGGAUAUUUCUGUCUCUUGGGAUUUACCAAAGGGAGUGUCGGCCACCAUUCUCUCUCCUCCCAUUACAACAAUCUUUCAGGGUCAGAGGUCACUGAUUUAUGCUCAACUUACAGGACAGAGUUCAGAGACAACAGAGGGCAGUGUGACGGUGAAGUUUAGCUUGGCAGGUCAUCAGUCAAAGAACCAGCUCCACUUCAGCCUAAAACCUGCAGAGGACUCUGGGUUAACGGUUCACAGGUUGGCUGCUCGCACCGUGAUUUGCUCCCUGGAGUCAAAAAGGAAACACAAUGGACAGCAAGAUGAAGAAAUAAAAAAAAAGGUGGUGGAGCUCAGUGUCCAAUCAGGAGUGAGCAGCUCCUUUACUGCCUUCAUUGCUAUAAACAAAGAUAGCCCAGAGUCUGUUCAAGGACCUCUACAGCGCAGAAUUAUCCCAACACCUUUCUAUGGAGGUGAGUGAUAUUUUUCAAUAUAUUUUUUCAGCAUU